UCCACAUCUGGAAAUAGUUGCGUAAGAGUGAAAACAGGAAUAUUUCUGACAGGCUCCAUUAGAAAAAGCAUUUUCGAGGAACUGAUCACACUAAAGGACGAUGUUUCUAAAACUUCUAGCCAUUCUUGUUGUUGGUCAACUUCAAGGUGCCUACUGCACGGUAACCACUACAGGAAAUCUGGCUAUACUGGAGGGUCAGUCUGUCACUGUUCCCUGUCACUACAACCCACAGUACACCAGCCAUGUGAAAUAUUGGUGCCAAGGCCUGAUGAAAGACUUCUGCACCAGCCUGGCUCGCACCGAUAACCCUCAAUCAGCCCCUAACGGGAAUGGACGGGUGACGAUCGCUGAUGACCCCACUCAGCACGUGUUCACCGUGAGCAUGCGGGACCUGAUGAAGAAUGAUUCAGGGUGGUACUGGUGUGGGGUGGAGAUUGGAGGAAUGUGGACUUCUGACAGCACUGCCUCUCUUUAUAUCAGUGUUGAUCAGGGUGUGUCAGUGUUGAACAGUAUGGUGAGUGCAGAUGAAGGAAGUAGCAUCAGUGUUCAGUCUAUCUACAGUCAGAACCUUAGGUCCAAUGAGAAGAGAUGGUGCCGCAGCGGUGACUUGAGCUCGUGCGUAGUAACAAACUCUAAUGGAACAUUCAGCGGUAGGAACUUGAUCAUUCGUGAUGACAGGAAAAGUGUCUUCACCGUAACCUUACAGCAUCUGGAGAUGAGGGAUUCGGGAUGGUAUUGGUUAGGAGCUGGUCAACACCAGGUGGCUGUCCGUGUGUCAGUCACACCACGAGCUACAAAGACCACAACGUCUCUCGUCCAAAUUUUGAGGUCAACAGCUGCGUUUCCUGUAAUAAAGUCAAAUGACUCUCACAGUAAUUUUCAGUCUCCGUUGAUCGUGUGUGGGGUUGUGCUGUUGGUCAUCACGGCAUUUCUGGUCAUUUGGAAGUUGAGACAACAAUAUAAGAACAAGCACAAACAUCGAUGGACAAGAGAAAUUAAUGAUAAUCUCACAAUGGGUCCAUGGAGAGAAAUGGACUAUAAAAGUACAUCAGUAAUUUUCCUGAACAGCCCAGCUCCAGCAGGUGCACAUGUUUUAAUGGAGAACGUCCCUUGCGAAAAAUAACCAUGGUUUUACUACAGUUAAAACCAAAAAACCAUGGUUACUACACUUUUAAAAACAUGGCCAAUUUUCGUAAGGGGUUUAAAGAGCCCUGUAUCACAUUAAACACUUAAACAAACUUCAAUGCUCCUAUGCAUAAGGAGAUUAUGGUACAACAAUAGAUAGGUAAAGAAUUACUCAAUUAUUUCUUUAAGACACUUUAAGUCAUCAGUUACAGAUGCGAAGAUGCUAUGGUAUGGUGUUGUGUAGAGACUGUGGUAACAUUGUGACCUUUCUAUUUACCUGUUGAAUGUGAAAAAAUGUCAUUUAUAUUUAAAUUUCACCUAAUAUGGCAAAUUUCAAGAUGCAAUAUUAGUCUCGUGUGUCCCCAGCAUGUGCCUGUAAAGUUUCAGGUCCAAAUACCCAAUAAAUCAUUUACUAUACCAUGUUGAAAA
Molecule: messenger RNA, 1554 nt
Organism: Paramisgurnus dabryanus
Lineage: Eukaryota; Metazoa; Chordata; Actinopteri; Cypriniformes; Cobitidae
Gene: pigr
Product: polymeric immunoglobulin receptor
Cellular component (GO): plasma membrane
Molecular function (GO): transmembrane signaling receptor activity
Source: RefSeq, a predicted model, not a curated record